CUCAGAGCCCCAACCCUACGUUCAAACUUCAUACAGAAAGAGAACCCAAGCAAUGCAUGGCGUGUUGAUGAGAAUGUUACAUGCUGAAAUUGAAGCAAUAUAUACAGGUUUUUUUCUUCUUCUCUGAAUGCUUCCUAUUGCGAGCUUUCAAAUUCACUAUCCAGCAGCUGAAAAUUUGUUGAUUGUUGAUGCUUACCAUGUAUUGUAAUUUUACAAAAGGGCAGACUUUAGCCUUUAUGGUUUGUACACAACCACCCAGAAUUUUCAAUCAAGUUUACACCUCAAAGCCUCAUGCUUUGCUAGUUGGGUUUCAUCCAAAACUCACAAAGCAUUCACUUACAGUAAAUUCUAGAAGUUUAGGAGCUGGUUUGGGUCACAAAAGCCUUGAAAAUUCUAAUUCAGUGAGACCCAGAAAUGUUUCGAUUGAUUUCUUCCAUGAAAUCCUAGGAGAAGAGGGCAGUUUAGGAAAACCUAGGAAUUUCUCAACUAGGUUUCGUCUGAAAAAUUCUCUGGAGAAUUACCCAUUUAUGAGAAGUUUCUCGAGUUCACAUUCGCAGAAAUUUCUUGAAGGCUGUGAUAGUGUGGUUAAUGCGGGAAAACCCCUUCCUUGGUUGGCUACACCUAAAGCUAAAGAAGCAAAGAGGUCUGGGGAAAUGGUGACCACAAAGACUAGUCGGUCUUCUUGGGAACAAUCUGCUGAAAAAUUCCUAAAUGGGGGAGGAUCCGGCCUGGAGAGCAGAGAAAUGAAUAAAUUUGAAUAUCGAGAAAAUGAAUAUAAGAACAGAAAUGAUAGGCUUGAAGAAGAAAACGAAGAGGGUAAAUUUGAGGUUGUUGAUGAUCCGAGGUGGGAUAAGAUCAAGAAUAGGUUCAACAAGAUUGUGGAUGUGAAACCUGGGUCAGGUAGGCCAGAGUUUCAGAAGUGGAAUAAGCAGGAAAAUUGGGGUAGGAAGACAUGGAAAGAAGGUACCGAAUCGACAGUGCCAAAGAUGGUUGGUGAAGGAAUUUAUGGGGUUGGUCCUGUUUUGGCUGCGUUGUCAGCUGGAAGAAGAGAAUUUUUUGCUUUGUAUGUUCAGGAAGGGUUGGAUUUGAGUGGUAAUAACAGGAAGAAGAAAGACAAAAAAGGAUUUGAAAAAGUAUUGAAGAUAGCUGAAAAAAUUGGGUUAAGCGAAAAAGUGGUAUCCAAGCAUGAUCUCAAUAUGGUUGUGGAUAAUCGGCCCCAUCAAGGCCUGGUGCUGGAUGCUUCUCCGUUGGAGAUGGUUGGUAUAAAAGAAUUAGAUCCUGUUUCAGUUGAGGCAGAAAAGGCCCCUCUUUGGGUAGCUUUGGACGAAGUUACUGAUCCUCAGAAUUUGGGGGCAAUUAUUCGGUCUGCUUACUUUUUUGGAGUGUCGGGGGUGGUGUUGUGUGCGAAGAAUUCAGCUCCAUUGAGUGGGGUUGUGAGCAAAGCAAGUGCAGGCUCACUUGAAUUAAUGGAGCUUAGGUCUUGCAAGAAUAUGAUGCAGUUCUUAACAUCCUCUGCUGAAAAUGGUUGGCGGGUUCUCGGGGGCUCAGUUUCUACUAGAGCUGUUCCUUUGAAUGAGGUUUUGCCUGGUGAACCCACUAUUCUUGUUUUGGGCAGUGAGGGGACUGGUUUGAGGCCAUUGGUAGAGAGAUCUUGCACCCAGUUGAUUAGAAUUCCUGGAAACAUUCCCAUGGAUGUUACUGGUGGGCAAGAUGAAAAAGUAAAAACUGCUGAGAUGGAUUACAGUUGCUCACUUCAAGAGUUCCAGUCUUUUAUGGCUGUGGAGAGCUUGAAUGUAAGUGUUGCAGCAGGUGUGCUUCUUCAUCACUUGAUCGGCAGCACCUACGAUAAUGAUGGCCACUCACAAGAGAAGCAAAACGAUGUAGUUGCUUUUGCUUCUAAAUCCUAAUUUUAUUGCACUUUCUGCUCUACAUCUGGAAGUAGGUUUACAGUUUCUUGUUUCUUCAUGCAAUUGAAAAUAUGUGAAAUUACCACUUGGUGAUAGUGACUGCAUUUGGAUAGGAAAUCAAGUUUCUCACUCUAAAAUACAUUCACCAACAAAUAUAUGUGCAUCUAAGAUAUGAACUGAAAGCAAAGACAUUGCAUCACUUCUAGAUAUGGAACUGUAUUUUGUGAAUGAAAUUUCACAUAGCAGACAAUCUUCUGUACCGUGCAGAAACAAAUG
Ilex paraguariensis (yerba mate) is the source of this 2183-nucleotide messenger RNA. The record is from the annotation of a GenBank genome assembly. NCBI's taxonomy places the organism in Eukaryota, Viridiplantae, Streptophyta, Magnoliopsida, Aquifoliales, Aquifoliaceae.